Symbiodinium sp. CCMP2592 is the source of this 1398-nucleotide messenger RNA. NCBI's taxonomy places the organism in Eukaryota, Dinophyceae, Suessiales, Symbiodiniaceae. The record is from the annotation of a GenBank genome assembly.
AUGAAGGUUUGUCUCGCAGCUGCUCUUGCUGCCGCCUUCACCGCGACAGCGAUGUCGCAAGACUCCCCGGCGGAGCUCCUUCGUGAGCUGCAGGCCCAAAAGGCGUUGUUGGAGGAGCAGCGCAAGGAGCUGAAGCAGAUGACCGAAACCCAGGAGAGCAUGGCUGGCGCCAUGGAUUCGGCUUGGCUGGUCCUCUGUGGGGCUCUAGUCAUGUUUAUGCAUGCAGGAUUUGCAAUGUUGGAGACAGGCUGCUGCCGCGCAAAGAAUGCCUCAAACGUCCUGAUGAAAAAUUUGGUCAAUGUGUCAGUCGGCACAUUGGGUUGGUGGAUGUUUGGCUGGGCCCUUGCCUAUGGCUCCCAAGCCGGGUCUUUCAUUGGCACAGAUGGCUUCUUCGGCCUGGGUUUCUACACCAAAGAUGCAUCGGGCAACAUCGUUCCGGUGGAGUGUGAAGCCUUCUGCACGGCUGGCGCCACCAUCGUGAGCGGAUGCGUAGCGGAGCGUGUCAAGAGUCCCACCUACGCUUUCUUCGCCUUCUGCAUGACUUCCUUUAUUUACCCGGUUGUGGUAGCAUGGACCUGGGGCGGCGGCUGGCUCGCCAGCAUCUUCGAUGUGGGAUAUAUGGAUUUCGCCGGCUCAGGUGUUGUCCAUUUCACAGGAGGCGUUUGCGGCCUCGCUGGCACGGUCAUCCUCGGCCCUCGGAGGGGACGCUUCGAGAAUCCCGAGGAGUUCGAGUACCACAAUGAGAUGGGUGCCCUUGCAGCACAGGUGGCAAUGAACACCACUCUCUCCGCCGCCACCUGCGGGAUCACCGUGUUCUUGCUGAAGUUCGUGCUCGUGCGCAAGUACGAUGUCGGCGCGCUCUGUAACGGCAUUCUUUCCGGCUUGGUGUCUAUCACCGCGGGCUGUGGAAACAUGGAGUGCGGCAGCGCUGUUCUCACCGGCUUCAUUGGUGCCUUUUUCUACCAGGCGGCAUCAAGUCUCCUUGUGAGAUUGAAGAUUGACGACCCCGUGGAUGCCAGCGCAGUGCACGGAGCCUGUGGCAUUUGGGGGCUUCUCGCCGCUGGUCUCUUCGAUUGGGGGAAGGGCUUUGACCACUAUCACGGCUGGAGCGGUUUCGGCUGCAUGGCCGGCGAUGAUGGUGCAUGCCGCAGCGGCUUGGGAGGCGCCGCCAUUGGAGCGCAGAUUGUAAUGAUCCUCGCUAUCAUCGCAUGGGCAGGUACGCUAUCCACGCUGUCCUUCCUGGUCCUGAAGUUUUCGGGUCUUCUUCGUAUUGGUGAGAACAUUGAGAAGGUCGGCUACGACAUGCAUUCGCACUCUCCGCCGAAGGCCUACGCCUUCAGUGGCAACGACCCCAAGUCGUCGUCAAGUGAAGAGUCGGGGUCAGAGGGGUGCUUGUGA